Molecule: messenger RNA, 13862 nt
Organism: Hylaeus volcanicus
Lineage: Eukaryota; Metazoa; Arthropoda; Insecta; Hymenoptera; Colletidae
Exons: 7
Coding region: 596-2302 (568 amino acids)
Source: RefSeq, a predicted model, not a curated record
AAGAGCCAUACCGUGGAUCGCGUUUCGUGCCCGUGGACACUUUGCAUGUCCAUCGAGUAAAAAUAUUCCAUAAAGAAGCGAAGCACGCCAAUCGGGUUACCGUUGAGAAACCGCGCCUAAAGGUCUCGUUGAACGUCGUUCCUGGUUCUUUCUCGUACCUGUCCCUCAAACGGCGAUUAGUUGUAACUUUAACUGGAAUGGCUUCGCGAAGUACAAAAGAAGUUAACUUAUACGUAUAACAAGCAAAUCCCUAAUUUCCGUUUGGUCAACAUGGAAAUAGCUGAAAUUAUUCUUCUACCCAUUUUUCUCUGAAAUUUCGAAUUUAUAUAAGUUUCGUACUUUUUAAGCCAGCCGUUUAUUAUUCUGUAAAGUGAUAUUAACCGCUAAGAAUGUGCCACACGUUCCGAGACUUCUCGAGCUUGGCUUCCGGUCUCGAAGUGUCCCAAGAUGACACUAAUCGCGGUCCUGUUUCCGGAGUAUUCCAGAACUGUUCAUUUUUAACCGACUUCGAAAAGGAGGAGGUUACUCAAUUCGACAUGUAUAUAUAUAAUUUUUUUUUUUUUUCAUGUUUCAGGAAUGAGGAUAUGCCCCUGCGAUGUUGCAGAGAACAACAUCAUCAAGACGAUCGCCUGCAACAUCGGCGGUUCCAGGGCGGAGGGGACGACGCGCGAGCGUCGCCACCGAGAGACCCGUGGACAUGGUGCAAACCAGUCCAAGGUCAACGAUGGAGAGACAACGCUCUCCGAGAGGAAGUUACGCGCCGGACCCGCGUACACGUGUUCCUAAUCCAGACAUUGCUCUGGAACAGGAAACAGACUCUUCCGACGAGAUAACGGAAAAUCAAAUCGGAAUAAGGAUGAGUAGGAGCCCCCGCCAUUCCAUAGUUUCGGAGAGCUACUACAGAUGUCCACGGAAUGGCGGACGUAGUCUUGCACCAGACAUGAAUUACGGCUCACCUCAUUCCCUCGUCCCAGAAACCGCGAUGAGUCCUCGACACUCGCUUGUGCCCGACAAGGCCCACGAUAGGAGCCCGAGAAACAGCCUAGUUCCCCUAACGGCUUCGAGGACAUCCCUGUUAUCCGACAACGGUAAUCCAAUGAGCUCUAGGCCAUCCUUGGCGCCGAAUUCGUCGAGAAGUCCUCGCGGGAGCAUAUCGACGAUGGAAAUGGUCUAUCGGAGCCCCCAAAGAAGUCCACGUGGUUCGAUAGCCUCUGAUUGCAUUAAUCAGAGUCCCAGAAACUCCAUCGCACCGUACGAAAUCCACGCGAUGAACAGUAACAGGUCGUCGCGUGGAAGUUUGGGGAACAUGGAAAUCAUCAGAUCCGGGGUAAACGAAGACGUUACAAGUCCUAGACGUAUCGUCGAUCCGGAUUAUAUGAACAGAAAUCCUAGGGGCAGUCUUGGCGGUUUGCCGGAAAUGAAUCCCACAAUGAAAGCCACAAUGGCGCAGAGCUCGAGACGAGCUUCGGUUGAUCCAGUUUCUGACAACCGAAUUUCUGCCUCGAAUCGGAUGAUUGAAGUUAACUGUGGCAGCGUGAAGUCUGGCUCAGGCAAUGUACACCUAAAUCUAGGUUACGGGGUAAACGCCAUCGAGGAUACAAGAAGAGAUAGUAGUUCAGUCUCACAGUUUUCAGGGGAUGAAUCGCGCCGUCUGUUCAAUAGCGGUGUCAUGAUACCGAAAAACAACACGGAAAAGGACAAGCUUGGCGUGAUCACCUAUGGCUCCGUGGCUUUCCAGCUGAAGGACGCGAAUUUGGAGGCGUGCAGCACAUGCGACUUCGUGUUUCGAGCCCUGAAAGUUGUGUCGAAAACGAGGAUUGUGACGGGAUGUCUCGCCUCUUACUUUAUCUUCUCGUUGAUUAUGCUGAUCUUCGGAUGGAAAUACGUAAAGGAGUGCACCGUAGAAGAUCGGAUACCGAUCUACUUGGUCAUAAGUGGGAUACUCAGUAUGAUCCUAAUGAUCUUCGUGGGUUAUUUGCAGUUGAGAUCAAGAAAGCCGGAGAUUAUGUCGACAGCGCCACAGUCGCCUGAAGUCAUCUUCACCAUAGUGAUAAUCGUAGGGUUAUCUCUCUUCUUGAUAGGCUGGUUCGUGGCCGGAAACUACUGGAUCCUGGGAAUCAUGUGGCCAAUCUUCAAUGAUAACAUGUACAUGAAAGAUAUGUAUUGUGCUAAACCACUUUACAUAUUUUCCUUGGUACAUCUUGGUGUCGUUUAUACCAUUAUCGCCAGUACCCUACUGUUGAUGCUAGUGCUGGCCUGCUUCAGAAUAUUAGCCUGUCCAUUGCCGCAUAGGUACAAAUAACCACAUCGAUCAGCGCGCGUUAGAGAAGUUGGACCCGCGAGGCUGAUGACAAGGAAAUUUGUACCGUCCGUGGGCAAAUUUUGAAAACUGUCGUGGAAUUGAACGAGGACAGUGACUAUCGCAUCAGUUCCUCGAGCGUUUCCGACGACGAGGAUUAAACUAAUUGGACAUAAACUGAAGAUUGGUAUAAUCGAAAAAUCGUUAAGAAACGAUAUUCCACCAAAAGAACAAAUAAAGACAAAAUAAUCUCCGUUGAUGUGAAUUAGGCUGAGAUACGACGAGAUACGACGCGUUUCGUUUAAAUUUAGAGGCAGCGAGAGGGCCGAAAUAACAACGGUGCUAAAAAAGGAGAGCGAACAGAUAAACGCCACGAUUGUUACGGCUGAUGUGAAAUCCCGUCUGGCACACAUAGAAUUCGAGUCUUCUGCCCAGACGUACAGAUGACGUAGAUAAAAGUUUUCGAUUUCAGGAGACAGGACGUUGGGUCGAAUACGUGUGUAGCAAUCUGCCACUGGAUCAAUAGCCCGAAUCUUACGAUAUAACGCGGCUGCCAGUAAUAUCGCGCCAAACUUCGUUUUGGGCUGCUUUUUCGACGAUGCUAAGCGCGAAUGAUAUAAAUUUAAUGACUCCAGACUGGAAGUCAAACGCUCAGAGACGGGGUAGAAUUAUUAUUGUUGAGAAAAAAAUAAGCAGAUGUUGAAUAAAUUAAAAUGGAGAUGGAAAUGAAGUGAAGCACAAGAUGUUUAAUAGCUGAGGAAAGAUCAACGCCUUUGAUCGGGAAAGAAGAUAAACUGAUGUUUGAUAGAUGAUAGAAGAGGAGACCGUACUUAAAGGGUAAAGAAUAUGAACACUUUGCUAGAGAGAAGCAUAUUUCUCUGAUUUUGUGAAGCAAGGGCAUAUAUCUAGAAUUUUACGAGUCAUGAUAUAAGGGCUUAAGUAUAUAAAUUGUAACAGCUUACGAGGGAAAGGCAUAUGACAGUAUAUCUUGCCAAAGAGGAAUGUAUAUCAGGAAAGGGAUUGAAUAUUUGACAAGGACAGAGCAUAUUUAACUACAUAGCAAGGAUUUUACGAAACUACAUACAGUACAUAAGGAUUUUAGGGGAGGAAUUGAACAUUUGGCUAUGAAAGAGCAUGCGCCAAGAUUUUCACGAAAUGGACGAUUCGUAAAGGAAGGGUAUGUAGGAAGAGUGUCGAGAAAAGAAUAGAACACCUGGCGAAAAAGUAUACAUAUAAGGAUUACAUGAGAUACACCUUACGAGAGUGGCAUAUUACAAGGAUUUCAGAAAGCAAAUUGAACAGCUUGCAGAUAUCAGAAAAUGGAUUGAAUAUUUGACAAAAAGAGAACACGAUUAAGUGUUUAAAGAAUUUCUUAUCUAUAGUCUUAAGGAUUUCGAGGGGCGAUUUGUCCACCCUUGCAAGUAUCGAGCAUCAAAGGUUUAUUACUCCUAGGAUGACUUCUGCUCUUAUCUGACAAAGGUGAAAAUAAUACUUGUGGAAGGAAACCAACGAAGACAAAGAGUAUAGAAAGUUUGUUUGGAAGAGAUUCAACUGAUCGUAAUUUUGGGUAAUGUAAACUUAUUCAUUUCAAUUUCAUAGUUUAAUGAGGUCAGGUUUAUAUUCGACUAAUUCGCUGUACACGUGAAAGCAUCUCGAUAUAUUUCCACUCGUGAUAAACAGCAGCAGAGUGGAAAUGCCAAAAAUUUUUAAACGAAUAAUAAAAAUAAUCGACUGGAACCCAAUUAACAUUGCACGAAGGGAAUGCAAUGUUGCGUAACGUAUCGAAAACGAUAUAAUAAUAUGGAGUUUGUUUACGCAUUACAUCCCUUCAAAAUGAUAUUUACCGGAAUAAUUACCUGCAAACACUCGAUAAUUCGAUAGGUCCAUUCGAAUAUUUAAAGAUCUGGUUUUCCAAACUCUUAUCGUAACAUAACCGUCUACCUGCAAUCGUUACAAUUAAAUGAAAUAAAAUAAUCCAUAUAUCGGAUCAGUCGAGGCUCGUCGAAGUCAUCCUAGGAUCGAAACAGUCCGAGAUUCAACCAAGAAUACAUUCCAAAAAUAUCACAAAUAUGGUGGAAUACUUGCGGAAAAAAUGAUGCCAAAUUACACGUGUUUAAUCGAUCACUUCGCAAGGGAAGUAAUAUUUUAAAACUGUUGUUAAGAAAGUGGACGAUUUUGAUUGUAAGAAAUGUUUUCUUCUCGAACCGAAAGGUUAGACUCGACAGAAAUUUGUGUAACUGAAAAUUGUUUCGAGUCAAAUAAGAAAUUUCCUGCAAUUUUAAUUAUAAUUCGUGUACUUUUACAUUUUGCUAGAUAUACAAUUUUCGAAAGUCUCCUUCGGUUCUCCAUUAGAGCUGCUAUACUAAAGAUGCCUGCCAAGUGCAAAGGGCUCAAAGCUCUACUCUUAUUUCUUCAUACUUAUACACAUUAUACAUAAUUCCUUUGUAUUCCAUAUUAUUGAUUAAUUGCUGCUACGCGUUGUUCUUUAAUUUCACGGCUUUAGUCGGUUAACAGUUAAAGUAAAAUCACUCGCGAUUAAAGUAAUCUAUGGUGCUUGGUGUUUCGUCCAUCCGCGUCUAUCUUCAGAUCGAAGUGACGAGUACUCGCUCCUCUUGGUGUCGAUGUGAAACAAUGAUGUAUCCGUUUUGUGUCUGUUAUCAAGCCGUUACUAUCCGUGAUGAUUCAAGUAUUAUAACUCGAUACAAUUGUGUAAAGCCUACCUAGAGAACUGUUCGUCUGUUUACUAUUUUAAGAGCAAGGUAGCGUGUCGUUCCUCCUUGACGGGGGUUGAACGAACGCACAGUGGUGUGUAACUUUCCAUUUCAACUAACCUCCUAGAGAGUUUCUCUGGGAACUCGGAUCUUGUCUAUCUAGGGUAAAAGGAACAAACCGAGGGGAAGAUGUAAGUGUCAAUUAAUCCAAAGCAUCGGAGAUGCAAAACUCGCGUAGGACCAGAAAUGGGGGGGUAGCUGAGACAAUUUGGAACAACAAUUUCCUUUGCAAAAAUGUCGGUGGGAGCUUCAUUUUUGAAUUAUUAACAAAACAACCGACCAAUCACAGCGACCUGGCGCAAUCAGCCAGUUCUGGCUCGAGCUUAUGCUCUAGCGGCUGAGCGCACGCUAAUCGGGUCCUUGUGAUUGGUCGGUGUUUUUCGUUAAUAAUUCAAAAAUGAAGCCUCCACCGACAUUUUUGCAGAGGAAAUUGUUGUUCAGAAUCGUCUCAGCUACCCCCCAUUUCCGGCUCCUACGCGAGUUUUGGAACAUCCUUUAUACAUAUAUAAAUAUAUUCUAUAUAUGUAAAUAUAUAAAUACAUGUACACUUGUGUGUUAAAUAAUCGUUAUCAAAAAAUUGACCAACAGAAGAAGAGAUCGAUAGAUAUUUUGAAGAGUACACGUGUACGGAACGUGUUCAGAAAAUGUUAUUUUCAACAGGUCGGUUCGCAUCAGAGAUGGGGGAGGGAAAUUCUUAUCUAGAUAACAGUCUUGGGUAACGAAUGAGGAAUAAAAUUCAACACGACGAGAGGGGUUUGCGAAAUAAGAGAUUAAUUUCCAGUCUUUGUUACGAGCUUGAUAUUCUUGCGACGCAUCGUGUCAUUUUGCAUAAAUUUCUAGUACGUUAAAACCAUGGAGUAACAAAAGUUGUUAUUAAUUAUAUAAAAGAAUAUCGGUCAUUAUGUGAAAAUAUUAUAUCGUGUAGCGAAAGAUACAGAAAAAUGGACUGUCACGAAUGUUAACUAAAACAUGCGACGGUUUCGAUUAAAUUAAAAAUAUUAUUCACUUUCAACAUUGAAAGGUGACAAUUUAAUGACUCCUUGUUACUCCAAGAUUUUACUACUAGGAGUUCAGUCAAGCUCUCCACGAGAAAUGCUUCACUUACCUGUAAAUUUCAUAUAGAGCAUUCUAUUUUUACAAAAUUAAAACUACAUACUUAAUCGAAACGUCACAAGAAUAAGCUCGCGAAGAAUGCUGGAAAUUAAAGUCUCGAAAACGAACAAUAUCAUCUCAGUACUAUCCUGAACACAGCCUAAACAGUUUCAUGUUAGUCACCGUUCGAACAAAAAUUCGAAUUCGAAUUACAAAGUAACGUUGCAUCUCUCGUUGAACAAAUACAAAUUUUUCCGUGUAAGUAUUCAGACCAAAUAAGCGUCUCGAAUAAAUUGCUCGAGCGUUGGACAUUAUUUGUCAUUUGUUAUUCGACUAGAAUUUUGCCCAUCUCUGGUCCACGUUCGCGUAGAAGGCUCAUCGAGUUGCGUUCGACACUCGAUAGUCGGUGAUUUGAACACGGGUCCAUACUUAAUCGUCCGUACGAAUUAACGUUAUACUAAUCUGUAUCGUAUGUGUACACUUUGUCGAUGUAAAAUGUCACAGAACCGUCUCGUCAGGAAAUUGUCUUCGAUAAUCGCGUCGGUGGUUGUUGUGGAUCGCGAUCGAGAUGGCAAGUGGAAGGACUCGACUCCCGAUCGCAUGAAUUUCAUUUUAUUUACCCUGAAUUAUACAAAUUAAAGAAUGCAAAUCUCACGCAGGGUACCAUUUAUUCUACAUUAUUAGACUUUGCUAAAAUAGUAUUUCGCUCAAAUUUUCACACCAACCUUAUUUUCAAAAAAAUGCAGUGGAAGCAUUGCGCUUCAACUCGCUCGUACUUUUUUCACGAGAUACUUCAACAAAUUACGUUGCCAGCAGCACUCUCAAUUAUCCUCAAACGUAAAACUGGUCCACGUUCGGUGGUUCAUCGAAGUAAUUGUUAAAAGCGUUCUUAUCGAAUUCCUGAGCGAACAAAUUUCGCGACAGAGGGUCGAACGAAGUCCUUCCACGCACGUUAUUCUAAUUAACAUAAUUAACACGUCCAUUUUUUUUUCGUCCCAUCGAGAACGAUUGGCGAAUCCUAUAAAUGAAACGAUUUUCCUCGAAAGGUCAGAAGUCGAACGUAAAGUCAACAAACGUCGACGCACCGUACCGUAAUAACGAAGUAAACGAGUGCUCGCCAAGCUACGGGCACGAGUGUUACAUGUGUGCACAACGUAGAAAUACAAAAGAAGGGACAACAAAGCAAGGUAACGCGUUUGAAACGCUCGCGUAUCGACGCUAUCGUGCGACGUCAUACGCGUACAUACGCAAACGUAUCGCGAUAGUACGCUGGGAACGAAAAAACCAGACUCGAAAUUAUUCGAUAUUAAAGCACACGAACGAAAAAAGGGACCUGAAAAUGCAGUUACGCUUGACGCUGAUCGCGACGAUUAAAGGUUUCGCCUGAAAGUACGACGCGACUAUUCAGGGAAAUCUUGCGCAAUCUGUGACGGCGAAUCACUAGGAUAAGAAAAUGAGGAUAACGUUAGGUAGUUCGAUUGCAGCUAAGUCCACAGCUUGUUCGCAGCAGGAUCACUUGCUCAAGUUUCUCUUCACACCGAUUCUUCCCUCGCCGUUCAUGGUAUUUUCGGUUAGUGAUCGCUGUUAACCCUUUGCAGCGAGAUUAGAGUGCUUUCGAGACUGGAGAAACAAAAUAUGGGUUGCAGAAAUUCCCUUUCAAAGAAUCCACGAACAUAUUUUUAUCCUAGGAGUACAUUUGUUCAGUGUUUCAAUACUAAGUAUUUUUUAAAUACUUUAGGGUUGAUAUUCAAGAAAAAUGUACUUCGUUCAGAUGACAUUACUAAGUAUUUUUUAAAUUCUUGAGGUUUGAUAUUCAAGAAAAAUGUACUUCGUUCAGAUGACAUAUUUCUUAUUGUACAUUUGUUUAAACUAAUCGAUUAUUAGGCGCAAAUGGAAAUUUUCUGUGUGGCCAAGCAUGCUGCAAUGAGUUAAUAGCGAACAUUUCAAAGUCUCUGUCCGCGCGCGGUAUGUCGACAUCGGUGUAUCCCCGUUUAGCUGAUAAUCGCGUCGAAGGAUCAACGAAACGUACAAUUCCGGCAGCUGCGUUAAUUAUGGUAGCUGCGUGCACUCAAGUUCUCAGCUUCGGGCUGUUUCACUGCACCCGCGCGUCGAUUAACCCCUUCGUGCCCACGCCUGAACUCAACUAACGCUAUUUCCUUUUGUUGUACGCACAUUAUUCCAAUUCGUGGCAAAUUGCACCGACAUGCUUGCAAACCCACUAUGCUUAACGAAUGAAAUAAAAUUAAAAAUUUGUUAUACAUCCUCCUUCUUUAUAAAUUACUCGACGUGGUUUCAAAUGAAAUAAUCUUAGUUUCAAAAAAUAUAUUUUAAUCGGUGAUUAAAUCAUUCGAGACACUCGCAAGAAACGAAUUCCCUCCGUUCGAAGGAAACAAUAUAAAUUUUAAAUAAAAUGCGUACCUCCGGUUAGAAUUUAGAGCUUGCCAGCACUAUAUAUUGGAUAGAGUUACUCGAUAGUACGCUACUCAAAAAGCCUGUUGUUUCGCAGCACCUCUGACAAUUUUAUCAACGAUUGCAUACAAAUGGACACUUUGGAAAAUAAUGUAAAUCGUAGAAAGCUCGCGUUGUGUAAAAAACGAUACGGUGGACACAAAGGGGUUAACUACUUAUUUGGGUUAACUACUUUAUACACAGGGGCGCGUGUACGCCAUGAAUGCAUGUACGCGCGAACCGAUGCGCCGGAGCGAAUAUCAACGGGCUGCAUAUACGCCUGUCAAUUUAAUGGAGAAUAUUAGCGAGGAAUCGUGGAAACGUUGUUUACUCGAUCAAAAUACUGGACCAGAUUUUCCUAGCUUUUCGAUUAUCCCGCGUACCUCCCUCUGUCUCUUCGCAUCCCGUUCUCUUUCUUUCUUUUUUAACUCGAUUUAUUUAACUGAAACAGUCAACCGAGCCGGGGGAUAAAAAUUUCACAAAGCAUACUAAAGCGGUGGUUUUCGAGGCGCUCCAAAAGAAACAAAGAACGACUGUACUCUAAAUGUGGAAUUGUAUUAUUGUAUCCCAAAUAUCAAAUAACGUGUUGAAGUUGAUAUAACAAUAUAAUAUUCAAAUGUAUAGACUAUUUUUUUCCCAAAAUAAGUGAAAAGUUCUUUUGGAAGAGGUCCAAGACAGUCCAUAAUUAUUUAUUCCUCAGAAUAAAUAAAGACCCGAGGAACCUUCUUUAAUCUCUAACUAUAUAUUUAAAGGCUAACGAAAACACUUUGGAAAUCACUGACCCAUAGGCAGCCCACGUGCAACGAUUAAAGUGAAAUGAACGAACGAGGAUUCGACGGACGUUUCAAUCGGGGUCUCGCCAUUUUGCUAACCGCGUGGAAUCGACAGCAGCAAAUAAUUCCGGCAUCCCGAUAUCCUCUCAGAGCGACGAUAUGCGGUGAAAUAUUUUUGUGUCGCGAACGUGGCACCGGAUACGAGAUAUCGGGGGAGGCGGGGGUAUCUGAAAUUUCAAUUAAAACGUUGCGCGACGACAAACAUCAAAUUAACCGACCAAAUUCAUUCCCGAUUUGAUUUAACGUUUCCACGGUUCCGAACGGCCCGCUGGCCAUCGCCACCAACUAUUGGAUCACUAUAUUGUGAGUGUAAUAUACAUGUAUACAUAGACGUCUAUACGAGUCGAAAGAGGGAAAUCGAAUUUGUCUCCAGAGAUUGGACAAAUACCUUAUCCAAAUAAAAAUUUCGGAGAAUUACUAGGUGAACAACCUGUGCUCUAUUUAUUCGAUAGAAAUUUUAGUCCGAAGCUGUGAAAUGUAAUUAUUUAUAGAAUUUCUUCGUGUCUUGAAAUCUUCGAUAAAGUCAUUUCUAUUUUAAUGCUCUCGCUACCAAAGAAGUAUUCCCUUUACGUUUAAUCGACUAAAAUUUUGCGAUGUCCUCGAUGAAUGCUGUUUCCCUCUCUGGACUCUUCUCAUCCCUAGCACGUAAGGAUCAAGAUAUUCUGUUGAUAUAUCUAAUGUUAACGUGUCGUUGGAUUUAUAUAGAAUAGAGAGCUUAUUUAUUUUUAUACUGAAUGGUUUGAUAGUGUCCGACAUAUAUAUUUAAUUGAACAAAGUGCAACGGCGGGAGUGGCCACUUAUAUUAUCGCAAGCUUUCGUUUGUUCGUUACUUUCAAUGCGCAACUUUCGGAUCAGUUAAUUAAUCCGAUGAUCAUCGGUUGUACGGUUAAUCAGACUCGUAAGUGUACGCGUACAUAUAAUACGUAUAUAUUGUAUAUUUACAUGCAUGUGUUUCAUGCGUAGCGUUACGUUUUUCGGUUAGGUUUAGAAAUGCGCUAAUGUUUAGUCAUGUCGUAUCCAAUUCAGUAGUGUUUAGAAUUAUUUGCACACCCUAUGAACCGUGGUCAAGGGUUUAACGUAACAUUCACCGUCGUAAUACGUUCGAGUGUUUCCUUCCAUCCGGAAGUAGCGAUGGGAAUCGUGCCUAGGAAUACAGGAAGCUUUAACACGUUGAUCGCCAUGUCACCCAUAUAUGGGUGACCGUGAUUUUCAUUCAAGAACUAGAAAAAUUAAUUCUGAAAGUUAGACGUCACAGGAGAUGAAUCUAAAUGAAGUUCUUGAAUUUUGAUGUAAUUACAAAACUAAAUACCACGAUAAAUAUUUCAUUAGCUAGACUCCGAUAGUCUAAAUAAUAUUUAAUCUUAGCAGAAAUUUUCAAGAAUAUUCGUUUGGCAGGCAACGUGUUAAGAUAUAAAAUAUGUUUUUAAAAUUCAAGAUAGGUAUGAGUUGGAGUUACAUAUGUAUUGAAAUUAUUUCAGAUGUCUUGCAAUGACACCGAUGAAAUAAUAUUUUUAAUAGGUAUUUUCAGAAUAAAUUACUUGAAUAGUACUUUAAUCAGGCAUUUUAUUGGUUCCAUUAGCGUUAAAUGCCAUUAAAUAACAUCGUGGUGGUUCAAAUAACAUUUUGCCCAUCUCUGAUGAGAGGUAAAGAUUCCCAGCGCUAGUUGCGGAGCGGAUCCAACCAUCGCAAACAUCGAUUACAUUUUUCUAUACUAUUUGCACCAUUCCUCACGAUCGUCUGUGUGCAGAGUGACAGGAGAGAUAGAUCGUGCGCGAAACCGACAUCGAAAAGGGUACCUUAAGGAACGAGGGUCACUGCUACGUGACGCGUUCGUAGAAAAUGUAUCUCCAUCCGACGCAACUGUUAAUUGGGCCGUCCGAUUAAUACAAGCGUGAAACGAGAAAAACAGAUACAGCGGGACCUUGAAACAUGCUGAAAGACGAAGCUCGAAAUUUAGCUUCGAGAAAUUCUAUAUUCUACCAUAAAUUCUAUACCAGGGUAUCAAUUUCAAACACAAACGUAUCGAUGACACCAAAACACCUCCUGAUCCAUAAGUGAACAUAUUUUAUUUGAAAUGAAACGAGGAAUAACUAUUCAAGGUUUCUCCCCAAGGCUUCUGUUAUAUCGAAACUCUUUGCCUUAUUCUAAUUAUUACAAUCUGAACGUGUAUCGUUAUAUUUUCGAGACACGCCAGUUAUUCUCAAGUCCUGCUGUAGCUGUGCCAUAGUACUUUGCGAUUACUAGACAUCGCCGAGCUAUUGAUUUUUCUCGCCUCAUGGAGGACAACAGUACACGUUGACCUCCUCUUCCUUUCCGUUUACUGUAUAAUUGUACGAAAAAAAAUGAAGGAGCAGCUGCGUAAAACGAAUGGCUUCGAACGACUCGAACGACAGAUAGAGGUAACGAACGACACGGAUUCGAAUUCGACUUGCAGCAAUCGAUCGACGCGAUCACCGGCGACGAUCCAGCGUGAGUUCGCCCGACAUCUCUUCGAACAGUGCUUUUCAAACUUCUGGGAGGCGCCGCGCUGAAAUGAAGCCAUAAUUUCUAUGCCAGAAGUAUAUAGAAAUUAGAAAGAUGUUUCAAUUCGUUCAAAAUUAAAUUGUUUUCGUUAGUAUGAAAAAUACCUCCAUUCGAGAAAUGAAUGGAUAAUCAGUUCAAGCACUCUUCAAUUGGUGAACGUAAGAAUAAACAGAAAAAUAAUCGAACGAAAAAUUGAGUAAAGAUCAAGUAGACAAACACGGAAAAAAUCGAAUUGAGAAUAUGAAUUGGAAGCCGAAGAGUAUCGGAAUUAGAUACUGUUUGCAAUUAAAGAACACGAUAUGUCAAACGCAACAGAAAAUCUAGAUAUAUUAAACAUUUUUCUUGGCGUCCUCCACGUUUGGAAAACACUGUUUACGAACAUAAUCCCGCCUCAGUGUAUCUCGCGAGGCCAUUCGAGUGGACACGACGCACGUAUUUGUUUAUUCAGUCUUUGAUUGUGGUAAUACCAUUUGACGUUUCCAAAUUUAUUAGCGAAGUUAAUGCGUCCCCGCGAUCCGUGGGGAAAAUCGACGUUGGUCGACUCUCCGUCUCCCGAGGGCAGCUCGAUUCGACGACCGUAAACGUGGAAACGGAGCUAAACGUUGUCUCGACGAUGGAAAAAAAAGAUAGGAUCGAUCGACACGCCCAAAGGAUUCGACUUUAUUUUUACUUGGACCUAGCGGGACGACAGAAACACAUACGCCGUGGACGCGUUUUGACGUCACCUGCAUCUACGACGAAGACUUCUUUCGUGGGUCCAAUCACUGCUUCUCGAAUUACCAACGGCGAAUGGGAAUGAUACCGAAUCAACAUAAUCGACGCCAGCCUGGUAGAUCUAGCAUCGAAAAGUGUUAAACUGAACACGUAUUUGACACUUCUAGGAAAGCAUCGAGAUCAGGGCUGAGGACUUGGAGUCUUUCCUGUUUUCGAAUGUUCGGUGACUGAAACAUUCUGUACGAUUCGAAUGCUUCUCGAGUACUGUUCGAAUAUCUGAGUGUUCGAGUAUCUUGUGCACUGACGACCAAGUAUGUAGAUAUUUGUGAUCGAGUUUCACAGGAUCAUUUUCUUUCUUUGAAUGACACAAGUUCUUCAAAUCUUUCGUUGUUUUUGAAAAUUAGUCUUUUUAUUAGAGAUACCUUAUGAACAACAUGUUGCACAUCAUUUUUAUUGUGAUAAGAAUUCAAACGACCACGCACGAUAUUGUGCCCCACUGUACACUAAUGUAAGACACAAACGAAUUGUGUUUGUAUAUGUCUAUGUGCAAUUGUAUUUGUAUGAGUUUGCGUGCGUGCAGAUAAUCGACACGGUAUGAUUCAAAUAAUACACGUAUACGAAUGAUUUUUCAUUUGACACGUUGGACGCCAUCUCACCCAAAAAUAGGUGACGAGACUUUUUAUUAAGGGACUACAAAAAUUAAUUCCGAAUGUGAGAUGCUAAUGAAAUUAAAUCUGGUUAGAAUUCGUGAAUUGUACAGGUUUAAGAAAUUAGAUGUUCCGAUAAAUGUUAAAUUACCUAAUCUUCAAGAGUCUCGAGACGCAAUUUUAUGUUUGUACAAAUUUUCACGAGUUCUAGCUUGGCAGCCAACGUGUCAAAUAAUUGCGUUAGAUUAAUGACACUCGAUUAUUCGAAUAUUCGAAAUUAAUUCGUAGUAUUCGAACGCCUGUGAGAUAUUCGAACACUCCAAGCCCUAAUCGACACCCACUCGAUGCUUGACGAGAGUAUUGGCGCCCAUUUGACGAAGGUAUCGUUGAGUUUAUGUACACGCCGAAACGGCGGCUUCAGAGAAUGAUAUUUGUUGUAACGUUGCGUGCCUUCAAAGGCCGCAUAAUUUUAUAUUUUCGUUCUAAAUGUUUUCCUCGUCAGUACGUCUGUCAACAUUAUAGUGAAUACUUCUAA